Drosophila willistoni is the source of this 2678-nucleotide messenger RNA. RefSeq names its product protein bric-a-brac 1 (gene rib). The record is from RefSeq and is a predicted model, not a curated record. Gene Ontology annotation, molecular function: DNA binding; protein binding. The transcript is spliced from 2 exons. Gene Ontology annotation, cellular component: nucleus. Gene Ontology annotation, biological process: regulation of transcription by RNA polymerase II. NCBI's taxonomy places the organism in Eukaryota, Metazoa, Arthropoda, Insecta, Diptera, Drosophilidae.
AAAACUUUACAAAAAUUUUCUUCAACAUUAAGAAAAUCGCUUUUUUUAAGCGUUUUUCUUACAUCUAAAUAAUUUUGUGGUCGAAACCCGUUGAAGUGUAAGCCUUAAACUGGCGCUCAAGGUCAGGAAACAUCUAUCCUCCUACUCGCCAACGCUGCUGAGUGCCGCGUUCACAAGUUUGAAUAGCGUCUAUCACAGCAGCAGCGAUACAGCUCCGGACGAGGAGUCCUCCGAUCAUUCACAUAUACAACGCGGCCACCAGCAGCAGCGUCAUCAUCCACAUCAUCAUCAUCAGAGUCAUCAUCCGCAUCAUCAUCAUUCGCAACGAGAGUCUUCGUCGUCGUCGAGUCGCAACGAAAUGGGUGGCGGCGGAGGCGGUGGUGCCACUCCCGUAGCAGCCAGCAGUGAGGGUGGCCAGACCUAUUGCCUUCGCUGGAAUAAUCAUCAAACGAAUUUGGUACAAAUCCUUCAUGCCCUGCACGAGGUGGGCAGCUAUGUGGACUGCACUUUGGUGGUGGACGAUGAACAAUUCAAGGCCCAUCGUGUCGUAUUGGCCGCCAAUUCGCCAUAUUUUCAACAUAUACUACAAGAUGUUCCACAAGAUCAUUGUAGCAUUAUAUUGCCAGGUGUCAAGGGUUUCGAGAUUGCUGCCCUUUUGCAAUAUAUGUAUACGGGUGAGACGACAGUUACCAAGAGUCAGGAGCCCGAAAUAUUACGUACAGCCAAGGAGCUGCAGGUGAAGGGUCUCUAUGAUAACUUGAUGAAAUUCAAUAAUAAUAAGCCAACAAGUGCAGCCACAUCGGCGGAUGACCGUGUCCCCUAUGGUCAUGGCAAUAGCAUAGCUCCAACUUCGAGUUCUGGAGGUUCGGGUGGUAAGCCACAGAAUGGCGAUUCUUAUGGCCAUCAUCAUCAUCAUUCACAUCAGCAGCAGCAGCAGCAGCAACAGCAAUCGCAACAUCAGCAGCAAUCGUCCUCCUCCUCGGUGAUCUCAACGUCCACACAUAUCUCACCCAGUGCCGCCAUUUCGAGCAGCUGCUCGCCCCCACCGCCAGCAUUUGGUGCCUAUCAGCAGCCACCGUAUUCGAAUUAUGGUCCAUCAGGAGCAAGUCAUCCCUCACAUAUUCCAGCCGGCGAGACUCCAUUGACUCCCACACAUGCCACGCCACAUGCUGCAGCCGGUGAGGCUGGCCAAUGGCCACUGUCUCCAUCAGCUGCCGCUGCUGCCAUGUUGAAUUCCGUCUAUGAGUCUGCUGCCGAUAUGAAUCCUCUCAAGCGUAAGAAGCUCUCGGCCAUAUCCAGUAUGUUGCUCAAUAGUACACGAGAUACACCCAUUUUGCGUAACGUUUUGGCCCAGGCUAAUCCAGCGGAUUCCUCACAACAACAACAGCCACCGAAUCCUUUGCUCCUGAAGAGUUCCUCAUCAUCCUCAUUGGCAGAGAAGUCGACACCCCAUCAGAGUGGUGGCGGUGGCGGAAACCUUGGUGGCGGCGGUGGAGGCACUGGUAGCCACAGUUUCAAUGGCUCCGACUAUGGCGGUGAUAAGGAACCCCUGUCUCCACACACAGAUCGCUCAUUCGACGAGGAGACGGGAGGUCCUGGUGGCAAGAAACCGGAAUGGAAACGCUACAAGCAAUAUACCCGGGCCGACAUGAUGUGCGCCAUUCAAGCCGUACGUGAGGGCAUGAGCGCUCUGCAGGCGAGUCGUAAAUAUGGACUGCCCAGUCGAACACUCUAUGAUAAGGUGCGCAAGCUGAAUAUCACCACAGGCCGGGGAACACAUCGCACUCCCAAGCGUAGUCCACCUGGAGUGGAAUCUUCGGCUGCCUUCCCCUAUUCCGCUGCGGCAGCAGCUGCUGCAGCCCACAAUUAUGGUCAGUCCGAGCUCCUGGAACGCAGUGAGCAGGUCAAGGAUCAUGGUUCACAUCAUCCUCAUCAUGGCAUGCCACCAACCAUAUCCCAUUCGGCAGCUGCCCUCCUGGAUCAUGCAUUCCUCCAGCAGGCCCUGGAGAAUCGUGGCGGUGACAUGGCCGGACGUGAAGCUCUCCAUGCCAUGGCCUUGGCGGCAGCUGCUCAUGCAGCAGCCAAUCGUAUGUCCACCAGUCCCCCGGGUUCGGGUUCAAAUGGUCAUCCACAUGGAUCCGCAAGAUCACGUAGUCCCAGCCCCAGUCCACAGCAUUAUGCCGAGGAUCUGGAAAUGCACGAGGCCAAACAAAUGCACGAGCGUCUAAUCAAACGUGAACGGGAGCAGGAUGAGCGUGAAGAUAUUGAUGCCGAUGAUGAAGAGGAUCAGGAUCAUGAUCAUGUUGAAGAUCUAUCAUUGGCACGCAAAGAACGACCCGAGUCACCAUAUUCCCCACCGCCGCCAAGGGCAUCAUCGCCCCUGGAGGGAGCCAGUGUCAUAAUGCAUCACUCAUCGAAUUCCACCUCAACCAAUGGCAAAGAGCACGAGGAUUAUCCCAAUUCGGCACAAUCAUCGCCACCGCCGCCGCCACCGCCAUUGCCUCUCGGUUUGGGCCUUAAGCGAGAGCUCUUGGGCAACGAUGAGAUGCAAACACGCACAGACUGAUUGAUGCUCACCAUGGCCUGGCAGUAUGCAAAUGAUAGCUACGAUUCCAUAUGCUAGGUCAACACCAUCCCACCCCACCCCACCCCAUCCUCUCUCUCUCUCUCUCUCUCUU